CGGGCUCGAUGUUCCAUGUCACAGAGGAUAUUCGGUCUGAAUGAUAUCGUGUCGUGUGUGUCACAGACUUUAUAUUUUGUUUAUUUUAAUUAAGACAUGAUUCUAAGGCAACCGAUUUGUCAGCUAUGCAGACAUAAUGGUGUCAAUCUCUUGUCACUUUCUUCUGUACGCGAAACAAGCAGAAGAAACAUUUCUGUGGACUUUCAAGGGAGACCACAAUUCAGAGAAAAAUCCGAAAUCGAAAAAUUCCGAUGGAUGAGGGACAAUUUUCCAAAGGUUUUCACAAAGAUAGAUUUAUCUGUCCGGGAAACUCUUACGUGUGUGACAAAAUUCCUGUAUAUCACGGUGAAUUUAACUAUUUUUGGAAAUUCGACAGUGAGAGAAAACUUGAAGAUUGGGUUGUAACCUCAGAUUCAGACAAUAAGCAGGGGUUUACCCGAGCUUUCCUGGCUCUGAGUCGGAACAAAAGGGCACUGUUUUACGGGAACUUGUGUACUGAUGUUCCCAAGGAUGGAGAGCUGACACGAGCAGGAUACUGUCAACUAAGGAGUCCUGUCAACCCUUCAGCCAGUCAAACCUAUAACUGGUCUGAUUUUACCCAUCUAGUGAUACGCAUGAGGGGUGAUGGGCGAACAUACGGGCUGGGCUUACAGAAAAACUAUAAGAGGACUCACCGCUUAGACUUUACCAUGGGUCUGACUGCGAAUGACCAGUUCCACUAUCCCAUGUUUACUCGAGGAGGUCCAUACUGGCAGACAGUCAAGAUUCCAUUCAGUAAGUUUUACUUGAGUCACAAGGGAAUAGUGCAGGAUAAACAGGCUCCAGUCGAAACCUCAGAGAUAGGAUUCUUCUGUAUCAAUCUGAUGGACAAUGUGGAUGGACCGUUCCACCUGGAAAUUGACUAUAUAGCUCUUCUGAACGAUCAGAAUCACAAAGAGGAGCACGCUUACGAGCGCUACAGCCUGGAGGACCACGUGGUCAACGUUUACUGACGUCCACAGAUUCACUGUGUGGUGUUCUUUACUUAUAAUAUACCAGUGGGGGUGUUUAUUCUCAGUGACAUAAACUGGUCAUAAAAUGUCAGUCUUACUGCUUUUAUUUACUAACAUCAGCUGUGUGGAAUAUGGAUAUAUUUGUAAUUUAUAUUUGCAAUCCCCAAUCUGUUGCUGAAUUUACUUUUCACAAACAAAUUGCAUGUAUAUUACAUGUACUACAUAUCAUGUAUAGUGUUAAGCCAUUACUAAUGACAAAUAAUAAGAAUUUGUCAAAGUAACGAACUAAAUAUACCCAAAUCAAUGAGAUUGAGACAUUAAAUAUUUUGACACUCUACUGUAUGUGAUGCACAAGCCUACUGGUACCUGUGUAUUGUUGUUACCAGUAAUGAAAUCUAUAGACAAAGUGCCAGAAGUGAAAUCAAUGUCAACUAUAUUAACAGUCCACAAUUAUGUCUUUCUGCUUCUUACAUAAACCAAAAUCAGAUCGUAUAAUGUAAAUAUUUGCAGAGUUGUUGCCUUUCUCAGUGAGAUAAAUAAAAACAAGAUGCAUUUUAUAUCAUGGAAAUAAA
Messenger RNA from Magallana angulata, 1564 nucleotides. Its product is annotated as probable complex I intermediate-associated protein 30, mitochondrial. Gene Ontology annotation, biological process: mitochondrial electron transport, NADH to ubiquinone; mitochondrial respiratory chain complex I assembly. Gene Ontology annotation, cellular component: mitochondrion. The record is from RefSeq and is a predicted model, not a curated record. Lineage: Eukaryota; Metazoa; Mollusca; Bivalvia; Ostreida; Ostreidae.